AUGCCGAGGGACUCGCGCCGCAGCUCCAGCCCCCCAAAGAAGCACAAGGAACAGCCAAAGGAGGAAUGGUAUAUUAUUAAGGAUAUUCUACAAGAAAGGCGAAGCGGCUCGGGCAUUGAAUAUCUCGUCGAUUGGAAAGACAACCCGGAAACCGGCGAGCGAUACCGUCCCACGUGGGCCCCAAGCAAGGACGUCACUUUGAAGGCGAUAUUCGAUUGGAAAAGAAAACUCGACUUGCUCUAUCAGGAGGAUCACCCCGCGCGCUCAGGACAAUCUGUAUCGCGAGACGUCCAGGGUGUCGUACAGCAGGGCUCACCGGCGCAUACUCCGUCCAUCCGCUCGAUCGACAGUAGUCAACCUGUGCAGACGGCAAAUAGACGCAGGAGACCGCAAUCUAGGCAGUCGGAAGACCUGCAGGAUCGAGACUCGGACAACGACCCGAACCCACCGCAGCAGAAGCGAUACCCUAGUGAGGUUCCUUCCUUGCUGUCGUCGGCUUCAGAGGUUGAUACUGACGCUGCCUCGGAUGUUGCAUACAACACCACGGCCAGCUUCUUCGUGGCGAUUCCCUCAAAAUUAGAUCGCGACUUUUCAGAAUAUAUUAGCAUAUCCGACUCGCAAGGGUCGACCUCGCUCGGCUCUCAACCCAUCUCGGCCCUUGAAGACGAGGACAGCCAAGUUGUGAUCACGGAGAGCCUCAGUCAAAGGACUAUCCCCGACUCGCAAGAGUACUCGGCAUUCGAUACCCAGGACUCACCGUAUUCUAGCAAACAAGGAGCUUCGACUAGCAACAAAGGGGGUGCCAACACCGAGCGUGAGAUCUCGGAUUCGCAAAAGCAGUCUAGUCUCAGGACCUCCCUGAGUAAGUCUACGGAUUCCCAGGCCCGACUUCUGAGUGCACCGGAUCACCGUUCACACUUCUUUGUCCGCCGGACGCCCUUGGAGUCGCCUCGUCCGUCUUCUCAGGAUCACCCACCGGCGCCGGUAUCGUCGGGUUACAUCCCUUUGACACAGAACAGCCCUCAACCAAGCCAGGGCCCAAGCUUUGACCUCGAGCAAGCCUCACCUUUUCAUCGGCAUUCCAUUGCAGAGCCUGCAGCAGCAUCGCAGCCACCUCGACGCGCCUCACGUGAACACGACUCCCUUCCCUCGGUCUCUGAUACGUCAAUUCCAUCGCAUCAGGUCGACGAACUACAAGUCGUUGAACAGACUGAGGCCUCCGCCAUCGGAGAUUAUCCCCAGGAGUCACAGUCUGCCAGGACGCCUAUUUUCCACACCCAGCCUGCCUUUGAUUUCGACACCUCAACUUCUCAAGCGACUUCCUCGGCGAAGAGCACGUCCGACGGCACCUCCAGCAAGUCGCAACGACACACCGACAAUCAGGAGUGGGCGACUGAGCAAAUCAUUGCUUGCUCUGAUACACGCCCCAGCCAAAACACCCAAGCCGCUCAAGUCGUUCAACCUCUCCCAGAUAUUUCCGCAAGUCAAAGCUGCGCAGACGGGCACGUGGUUCCCGACACCGUUCGUCGAAGACCUUCACGCACGAUACGCUUCAGUGCCACGGUUGCCAGCUCAGAGUCGCCUCCAUUCGCCUUUUCUCAGGCAAUCGCCGCUGCACCAUCACAGCGCGGCGAGGACGAGGUUUCCGAGGCCGAUAGUUUUCAGACUUGCUUCGAAAGACGGUCACUUCCUCCUCAUCCCUCGUCACCCAACAGGUCUCAGGACCAUCGGCCGCUGAGUCUACCUCCAGCCAUGCAUACUUCGGGCGACGAACCACUCUCGGCGAUAGAGGAGCUGAUGAGAAUUCAAGAAGCUGCAUUGCAAGGCACAUUGACCGAGGGAGGAUUGACGAGUCCGACGACUGAGUCGGCCCAGAUCCGUCAAGAUGGCGCAGGCGACCUCGCAUUUUCGGCACCCAUGGACCACCCAUCCAUCCAGAUCAACUCGCAGCUACCUCUCACAGGAGACUGGAAUAUGGGCGAGCCAGUCACGUCGUCUACAGACAUGCCUGGACUUGUCGGUGCCCCCGUCGAGCCAACGAUGCAGCCUCUGAUCCACGAAGAGCCCCAGACAGCUAGCAUGGGAGACAUCUUCCCCAGCAAUCUCAUGCCGCCUGAAUCGGCCGAGCAGCUGCCCAUCACCAUAUCCCCCUCAGACAUCAGCAGAUCAGUCGAGCCUGAAGAGGCCUCAAACACACUUCCUCAACCCGAUGACCAUCCUAUGGACAUGCUGCCGGAAGACCAGACCACCGCAGGCGACCAGAGCACUGUAACCUCGCCAGACAUUGAAGAGCCGUACAUUUCGGGCCCUCCGACGGCCGUGGAUCAGAGUGACUACCUGGUCACGCUCUCGUUCCCAGCAAACAUUCGGCCCCUGUACCGGAGCACCAUCAAGGCCUAUCGCAAUGUGAUUGAGCAGUUCACCAAGGACAUGCAGUCUGAGGAAGAAGUCGUCGAUCAGAAGACGGUGGAGUCCAUUGAAAAAAUGUUCAACCAGCUUCGCGACAUUUGCGACGUGCCCGCACUUCUUGACGGUGCUUCUAUUGACGCCUUGUCCGCAGAAGACCUCAAGAAGCAUGCCAUGGGCACCAAUAGCAAGUUCUUCUUCGUGGGCAGAUUCCUCGAACGACUGCAGACGAGCCACAAGAAAAUCCUCAUUGUCGCGCGCGAUAUCAACAUUAUCGGGUACCUCGAGGCCAUUGUCGGAACUGGGGAGAUGGCGUACUCUCUGAAGGGUCUGCAUGAGCUGGAAAGCCAGGACGAGCAUUCUCUGCUCGUCGUUCUCGUACACGCCCAGCAGGCUCUCGUUGACGACCUGAGCGACUUUGACGUUGUCGUUGGAUUCGACAACGGUGUCAUGCAGACAGACCUUGUCGACCAAUGGGGCAAGAUGAAUGGGAAGAAGCCGAUGCUGCUGAGGCUCACGACGACGUGCUCUAUCGAGCAUCUGGAGCUACUGUUGCCGUCGGACUUCAAGGGCUUGAUGCGUCAAAAUGCGCUGUGCAUCGCCGUGUGUCAGUCAAGAAAGAUGAGCUAUCUGGACGAAAGAGAUAACCAGGGGGUGAUGAUUGACCACUACGCUGCUUCGUUUGCCAACCAAGCAAUCCUUCCCGACCCCGGCUUCGACUGGGACCCCGAGCUUAUCCCCUCCUCUGUUCUCGAUUUGUACUCCAGCAGUCAACCCGAGAGUCAGGCAGAGGAGCCAACCCGCAAGCGCAAGACUGAUGCCGAGCCGCAGCAAGCUGUCAAACGCCUGCGAGUUAGCCCUCUUCCUGGACAAGAGCCGGGAGACAUUGACGCAGCGGUUCGCAGUCAGCUGAAUCCUAAACCGUCACAACUACACAUCCAAACAACGCAGGAGCACCUGGAUACUCUGACGACCAAGGUGUCCGAACUCAAGCUUCAACUAGAGGAGGCGAACACCAUGGAAUCCAAUCUCAAGAAACAGCUCACCAAUCUCUUCAAAAGAGUCAAGAGCUACGACGAGACCACCAAUUCCAUUCAGGCGGCGCACAUGGCCGCGCUUCGGGAACGAGCCAAGUUCGAGGCCGAGCGGGAUGAAGCAAAGAGAAAGGAGGAUCAGGCUCUGGAGAAGAGCCGUGAGUGGCAAGACAAGGCACAGGCUUUCGAAGAGCAGUUAAAGGUGAAGAGCGCCACUCUUGAAGAAGCCCUCGUCAACGCCGGUUCCGUCGCGACGGAGACUUUUAAAGAGAAGACAUCAGAGCUCGAAAAGGCCUUGGCCAAGGUGGCGGAGCUCGAGAAGAAGCUCGAGAGCCGGGACGGCGAGCUAAGCUACGCAAGAGACGCCUAUCAGACAGCCAACCAUUCCAACAGCGAGCUCUCCCGCGAGAACCGCGAGCUCAAGGAACAGGUUGCCGCGAUGCAAUCGUCGGCCCCGGGCAACCUCGCGCAAGUCCUCAACGUCACUGCCAAUGCCGGACAGCAGGUCAAGGAGAUGCAGAGGCAGAUUACCGAGACCAAGGCCAUCACCAAGGACCGCGAAAAGGAGCUCGCGCGCGUGGAGAAGGAGCUGAGGGCGCUCAAGAACGGACGCAGAGAGACGAGGCAGCAGAGCGUUCCUCGAAGCCCGCGGUUGAGCGUCAUGAGCCCGAGGACGGGACGCGUGGCUGGUGGUGGUGGUGGUGGUUCGGCUAGUCGUGGGACGUCGCCUACGCCGCAUGAGUCUGGCGGUGGUACGCCUGUCGCUGGCCUGCAGUUUUUUAAUAACUCGGCCAACAACAGAUGGCCCCAUUUGCGGGACUGA
Messenger RNA from Colletotrichum phormii, 4263 nucleotides. RefSeq lists its product as uncharacterized. Bases 1 to 4263 code for a protein of 1420 amino acids. The record is from RefSeq and is a predicted model, not a curated record. NCBI's taxonomy places the organism in Eukaryota, Fungi, Ascomycota, Sordariomycetes, Glomerellales, Glomerellaceae. The transcript has 4 exons.